Messenger RNA from Xenopus laevis (African clawed frog), 1925 nucleotides. RefSeq names its product vomeronasal type-2 receptor 26. The coding region runs from base 579 to 1649 and encodes 356 amino acids. Lineage: Eukaryota; Metazoa; Chordata; Amphibia; Anura; Pipidae. The record is from RefSeq and is a predicted model, not a curated record. The transcript is spliced from 3 exons.
AUGGGGAAUGCAUCAGAGUGGUGAUCGAGUUAGGUGGACGGGGAAGGCAGCAGGAAUGCAAUCGGGGGAAGGCAAAAGCAAUAGUGUAGGAAAGUAAUGUGGGGAAGUGAAUGGGGAAAGCAGCGAGGAGGAGAUAAUGGAAAAAAGAAGGGGGAGGGCAGCGGGGAGCUGAACAGGGAAGCAGCAGUGCGGCAGUGGAGACAGCAGGAAAGCGAUCAGAUUAGAUGAGCAAGGAACACAGCAGGGAGAGGCAGAGAGUAGGCAAUCGAGAAGGCAGCAGAAAUGCCAUUGGGGAGGCGAUCAGGGAAGAGAGUGGGGGAAACGGUCUUCAGUGGGGAGGUGAAUGCAGAAGGCAGCAGGGAAGAGAUUACAGAAAGCAGUCAGGAGAAGAACGUUGCCGAUGAACAGGGGAGGCAAGCGUGUAGGCGAUUAGGACACAUGAUGACGAGGCAGCCAGGGCAGGACUAAGAGGGACUAACGUAAGCAAAAAAGUACCUCCCACAUCUGCCCGCCCAGUCCUGCCUAAGUGGAUAUGCUAUUGCUUCUGCCUUUGGAACGGCCGUCGGCCACUGAGAGAUAUGGAGAGGAGCCUUGGACCGGAAACUCUGAAAUCUCAGUGUUCUGCCAACUGCCCUCCUGGCUACAGAAAAGUCCCACAGAAUGGAGCGCCGUCCUGCUGCUAUGACUGUGUCUCAUGCUCAGAGGGGGAGGUCUCCAAUUUAACUGAUUUGGAGAACUGUGUAAUAUGUCCGGACUAUAAAUGGCCAAACCAUGGGAAGACAUUGUGUCUUGAGAAACCACAUGAGUUUCUCUCAUAUGAAGGAGACCCCCUAACUCUAAUCUUUAAUGUCAUCACUUUGGUUCUUUUUUUAAUAUCACUGAGUAUGUUGGGAAUUUUUAUUUCAUUUCGAGACACUCCGGUAGUGAAAGCCAAUAAUCGUAAUCUGAGCUUCCUCCUCCUUGUCUCCAUCAAGCUGAGCUUUCUCUCUGUGUUUCUGUUCCUUGGCCGUCCUGUAGAUAUAACCUGCAUGCUCCGGCAAACCUCUUUUGGAAUCACCUUCUCCACAUCUGUCUCUUGUAUCCUGGCCAAGACUAUAAUGGUUUGUGUUGCUUUCAAAGCCUCCAAGCCAGGGAGCUCCUGGAGAAAAUGGAUGGGGCCCAAAGUGGCAAAUUAUAUUGCUUUUGUUUGUUCAGUCAUCCAAAUAGUAAUUAGUGUUAUCUGGUUGGUCAUUUCUCCCCCAUUUGCAGAAGAAAACAUACAUUCUGAACCUGGAAUAAUAAUCAUUCAGUGCAAUGAGGGCUCAGUAGUUGCUUUCUAUAUUGUCCUCUCCUACAUGGGAUUGUUGGCAUCUGUGAGUUUCAUUGUAGCUUUCUUGGCUCGGACAUUACCGGACAGUUUUAAUGAGGCCAAGUACAUCACUUUCAGCAUGUUGCUCUUCUGCAGUGUUUGGAUCACAAUGAUCCCGGCCUAUCUGAGCACCAAAGGCAAAUACAUGGUGGCAGUGGAGAUAUUUGCCAUAAUCUCUUCAAGCUGUGGGCUUCUCUUCUGUAUAUUUCUACCCAAAUGUUAUAUUAUUUUACUAAAACCAGAAAUAAACACAAAGCAAUAUUUACUGGGAAAUAAACAGAAAAUCACAGAAAGUCUUUGAUAUAUUGCAUACAUAUUUACCAACUAUAAUACACUGCAUACAUACAGUAAUAUAUAUAUAUAUGUUGCAUUAUUAUAAUAUGUAGGUAUAUAUAUUAUUUCUUACUAUAAAUAUAUGAUUUCAACCAAUACUGAUAUUUCAUUGCUUUUCUAUUAAACAAUAAAGCUUUUAUGUCUAAUAUGCAAAGAUGUGUGCUCGCUUUAAAGAAGGUCUUAAAGUCUAAUUCAAUGCACCCUUUCAUUGCCUGACAUUUUCUGUCUCAGUCACCUGCGUCAC